AUGGAGAAGAGAGAAAACUACAAGUCUGAAUGGGUUUCAAAAGAUUUUGCCAAAGAUCAUGAAGAAGAGAACGGGAAAGCUGAGAGAUCCAAAUCUGCUACACAGAAAAACAAUAAAUCCAAAAGAAUGGAGUUUAUUGGCUGGGGUUCCAGAUCUCUUAUUGAGUUUCUUGCUUCAAUGGUUAAAGAUACUAGUGUGACAUUAUCACAGCAUGAUGUAGCUUCCAUUGUAGAUAAUUAUAUCAAAGAAAAGAAGCUUUUUGAUCCGAAGAAUAAGAAAAGAUUAACAUGUGAUGCCAGUUUACAACCUCUUUUUGGGAAGAAAAUAAUAAAUAAAAACAGAAUAUAUAAUCUUCUGGAGUUGCAUUUUACUGAGAACCAAGAUGAAUCCGAAGAGGAUGAGCUUGGGAAUGAUUCAGAGGACAACGAAGGCAAAACCUUGGUUGCUUAUAAAAGGCAGAGAAAGCAGGAUGCAGUGAAGUACUCCCAGAAAGAAGGAAAAGAAUAUGGUGCCCAUCGAAUUUAUUUCGCUUCCAUUAUAACUGACAAUAUAAAGCUCAUCUACUUGAAGAAAAGCUUGCUACUUGAGCUAUUUGGGCAACCUGAAUCAUUUGAAGAAAAGAUGAACUUUUGCACUUUAUUGCACAUUGCAUGCACCCUUGAUAGCCCUGUGCAUGAUUAUUCCAUGAUAACUAAAAUUCAAGAUCUUGAAAGUAAUGGAAUAAAAAAGGAUUCAAUUGUAGAGAACAAUACAGAGAUCAUCCUUCAAAUUUCAUCUCCGUUAAAAGGAGAUAUUCCCAUGAAUCAUAAACUCAUAUCUUUAUUCAUAAAGGAUUCACAAAAUUCAUCAAAUUAUUGA
Olea europaea var. sylvestris is the source of this 858-nucleotide messenger RNA. RefSeq lists its product as uncharacterized. NCBI's taxonomy places the organism in Eukaryota, Viridiplantae, Streptophyta, Magnoliopsida, Lamiales, Oleaceae. The transcript is spliced from 4 exons. Bases 1 to 858 code for a protein of 285 amino acids. The record is from RefSeq and is a predicted model, not a curated record.